AUGCAAUGGCCGUUUGGACCUUCUCGACCUCAGGAUCUCUACAGGGACUCCUAUGUCGCACAUCCAGAUCGGUUCGACUGGAGGAAACGAUGUGGGACAACCAUCCCAAUAGCCUGCCGUUCUUCUGGUGCCUCUCGUCCAUCUCAACGCAGGAGAGCCUCAGCCUCCAUGGUUAGAGGAGAAGAAAGCAAAGUGGCAGCCAAAGCGCGACGCAUGGCCGAACGCAAGAUGGACGAUCGCUCUUUGCGCAUCAGCAGAGAAAAGGCAGCACAGCUCCUCUCACGACACGGCGACCGUGAGCCGAUACGACAACAAGCUAGAUUGUAUCGUGAAAGGUGGGCCGAGCUGCUCGACUGCGAGCGCAAGCAGGAGCUCGCCGCCAUUGCAGAGAGGCGCAAGGCCCCGAUCGAGAAGCUCAUCCAAGAGGGCAUCACGAUUGACGGGCUGCAAGGAUACUGGCAGGAUAACAGCAAACGCCACUUUGGCAAACGAGCUGCCGUCUUCAAGCUCGACGCUGCCGAGCCGCUGCCUCGAACUCUUUUCCGCGCGGGUGACAAAGUGACCAUCAUGCCUUCUGCAAUGUCACCACCUACCAGCGACGAUUCCGCAUCAUUCGUCGAGGACGACUUUGUAAUUGAAGCCGAAGUCGUCGAACGACAGCGCACCUUUAUCCGUCUCAAAUUCGACGAAGCUGAUGAGGAUGUCGAUCUUGUCUCGUGCCCUUCGUGGCGUCUCGACUACGGCUUCAACGACCUGACAUUUGAGCGCAUCAAAGCAGCGCUCGAGGCGCUGGAGCACGAUGUUGAAUUCAUCGAGACCCAGUACGGCUCGCGUUUCCAAUACAUCCUCUCUGGCACCCGCUUGAGCGACGUCAUCCUUGGCAUCGAGCCUCCGGUCGAUCGAGUGACCAGAGGUGCAUUCUGGGAAGACGCCCGCGUUCAAAGUUGGUACGAUCGAUUUGCUCGUCGAGAUCCGGUCGUUAUUGAUGGUGACCCGCUGCCCGAUCUCAACAGCACCCAGACGCAGGCCGUUGCCAUGAUGCUGCGCGAGAGAGUCUCUCUUAUCCAAGGUCCUCCUGGCACUGGCAAGACCCGAACCAUUGUGACGGCCAUCAAGCUGCUCAAGCAAGACUUCCAGGUGCCUCACCCUAUCAUGCUAGCCGCGCACACCAACGUUGCGGUCGACAACCUCGCAGACGGGUGCAUCAAGGCAGGACUCCGUGUGGUGCGUAUUGGCCCAUCAGCACGCGCUAGAGCAGGCAUCGAUCAGUACACUCUCGAUGCCUACUUUCUUCGUCAUCCAGCCAAACAACGACUGGAUCAGAUCAAGCGUCAGCUAGACACUCUCGACAGGCUCAAAAGCGAGUACGAGCUGGGCCGCAUGGGCGGUUCCGAUCCAUGCAUAGCAUCGUCUGUGCGGGAGCGGCUUGCCGAAGACGAGGCGAUCGGCCAGACUGAAGCGCAAAGCUGGGAGAACAUGAUGGCCGAGCGAGAAGAGGAGCGCGAGGCAGCUCAGCCUAAGGGUGGUACGGCCUCGGAAGAGUACGAGACCAUCAAAAAACAGCUAAACCGUCUGAAGGCUACCUACUUUUUCCUUCGCGCUUCGAUUCGAGGCGAGAUUCUUAACGGUGUCGAUGUCAUUUGCGGCUCAGCGAUCGCUGCAGGCUCGCCUGAGCUCGACAUGAUUGACCUUCCGGUGGUGUUUUUCGACGAGGCAUCCAUGGCUACUGAGCCUGUCUCGCUCGUACCGCUUAUGAAGGGAUGCAGACAUCUGUCAAUCAUCGGCGACCAUAAACAGCUGCCGCCUGUGGUUACCAGCGCAGAAGCCAAGAAAGCCGGGCUGUCGCGCAGUCUAUUUGAGCGGCUCAUUCAAAGCCGAAGCAGCAUUCCAUCGAUCAUGCUCAACGUGCAAUUCCGUAUGCAUCCCACCCUCGCCGAGUUCGCGAAUCAGACAUUCUACGAUGGUGCGUUGCAGAAUGGAACGGGCACAGAGCUUAUCGCGCCGGUCGCAUCGAGCUACUGGCCCUCUUGCGCCGGCGUUGCAAAGCAAGACACGCAACGUCUCUGUUUUAUCGACCACAAAGGACGCGAGACCAAAGCAGAAAACUCGUCUUCGCUUCGCAAUGCAUCCGAGGCACGGAUUGUCCUGGAUGUAGUGACAGACUUGCUGCGACAAAAUCCGGACCUCACUGGAGACGACAUUGGCGUUGUCACACCCUACGCCGGUCAGCAGGUCCUGCUGGAAAAGAUGCUGCACAACGAAGCAUCGCUAUCACGGCAACAAGCUGCUGGCAUUCUCGGAACGCGAUCUUCCGAGUUGGGCAACAUCGAUGUCCACACGGUCGACGGGUUUGAGGGGCGCGAGAAGAAGGUCAUUCUGUUUUCCACUGUGCGGACCAAUGCGCAGGGCUACGUGGGCUUCCUAGCCGACGGCAGGCGACUCAAUGUGGCUCUCACUCGCGCUCAGAGUGCACUCUUUCUGAUCGGCAAUAUCGACACUUUGAAAAGGGCUCAGCUCAGCGAAGCUGCUUACAGCCGAGUCGAGAGCCCCAACCUCGAGGCAUUGCGAAGCUACGCUGCAUACUUGGAGAAGCGAGGCGCCGUGGUCAGCUACCUAAGAGCUACGGCGGGAGACCAGUCUGAGAAGGUGGAGCGGGAGGAGGAGGACGACGUCAUGGAAUCGGAUGCAGUCGAGCGCAGCCAGACUUAUGCGGCUGCGGACGAUUGGCAGUACAUGCUUGCCGAACGCGAUGCUGCUUAG
Molecule: messenger RNA, 2760 nt
Organism: Mycosarcoma maydis (corn smut)
Lineage: Eukaryota; Fungi; Basidiomycota; Ustilaginomycetes; Ustilaginales
Exons: 1
Coding region: 1-2760 (919 amino acids)
Biological process (GO): nuclear-transcribed mRNA catabolic process, nonsense-mediated decay
Cellular component (GO): cytoplasm
Molecular function (GO): RNA helicase activity
Source: RefSeq, a predicted model, not a curated record